AUAUAACCAACAAAUGACACAUUUUUGUUUUGAGUGCCAUAUGUCAUUGAAAUAUUGGGUCUUUUCCAGUUUUAUUCUUUUUUUUUAUUUUUUAAAUAAAAUAAAUCAUUUAACAACUAUAUCAAACAAAUCGAGUUUUUAUAGAAAUGUGUUUGAAUUAGUGGCUUAAAGGCAGAUUAUCACCAUGAAAUCUAAUCGUUUAUAUUAUGUCCAACGUGUAUAUCACAUAAAGAUUAACAAUAUUCGUCCGAUAACGAUUCGCAGCCUAUAUAAAUCGGUUUAAAGAACAGCCAUGAAUUAGUCUAAGCAAUCAAACCCUUUGUGGCGAUUGUUUUUAUCGCAACGUUUAUUUAUUUUUGUCUAUUGUUGAACAAUACGCGGGCGGCAUGCGAUAAUAUGGUGUCCUUUAAGUUUAAGUUCGGUGUAGUUUUAGGAGUAUUAUUAAUUAGUGGAAAUUUAGUAUCUAGUCAAUGGCAGGAAGAACCAAUCAACUGCUACGUUUGUGAAGGAAGUUCGUGUACUAGUCAAUUGGGAAACCUCAAUAAAUGUGGCCCAGUUGAAGGAAAACAAUCAUGUGCCACAGUUUUUAGCCAGAACUCAACGUCUGUUCUAGCUCGAGGAUGUAGCGAAAAUAUCAAUGCAGCGUACAAGAGUUAUUGUGAGGGCAAUAGUGACAAAUGCCUGAGUUGUUCAUCGAAUGGUUGUAAUGCUGCCAAAGCCUUAAGUGAUUACGUCAAAUGUCUUUCAUGCGACUCUCAGACCGAUGAGAAUUGUGUAAUCAAUCCAAAGUCAAUUAAAAGCACAAAACUCUGCCAUAAGUCAUGCAUGGUAGCAAUGUAUGCACGAAAUGUGACAGAUUCACAAUCAGCAUAUGAACUGUCAAGAUCAUGUUUAGAUGACAAAGAUCUAGAUGAACGGGAAAUGUGUUCGAAGGGAAAAGACGCUUUCUGUAAGGCAUGCAAAGGUGACAAAUGUAACGUCGACUUUCUACCGGAAAAUCGUUUAAAAUGCUACAAAUGCUUAGGCGACUGUGAAGAUUCAAAAAGUGAAUAUUGUGCACGGUUUAAAAAAGACGACCAGUGUUAUUUCAAAUUCGACGAACAAAAAGAUCUCAUUGAAUUGGGAUGUGGCAGUGAUUUAGAUUCUCAAGAUCUGGUUGCACAAGUUAAAAGCAAAAAUCUCCUGCUCUGUGAUGGACCAGAAUGUAAUUUCUUUGACAAAAUCCCACAAGCAUCACACUGCAAAGUUUGUCAUUCUGCAACCGAUAUAAAUUGUGCUAUUGAUCCAACUCAAAUAGGAAAGAUUGUUACAUGCAACAUGCCCUAUUCACAAUGCUAUUCUAUGGUAUCUGAUGGUGGAAAAACAAUUCGAGGAUGCAUAAAUGAGUUGCAAGAUGAAUCAUUUUAUCAAUGUUUGAUCGAUGGAGGCAAAAACUGUCAAGCAUGCAGUGGGGAAAAUUGCAACGAAAAAGAAUUCGAGAAUCUUGUGGAGGUUAAUGAAAAUGACGUCUCGAGCCUCAUUGGAGAAUCUGUAGGUGAUCCUGGUCAUUGGCAAGGAUUGCCACUUAAUUGCUACACUUGUGAAGGAGAACAAUGUGCUUCAUCCAAUGGUCCCGUAAAAAAAUGUAUAGACAACGAUUUGCAGACGUGUGUGACAAUUUUCAGUCAAUCUGGUACAGUUGUAGCCCGAGGAUGCAGUGAUGAUGUGACCCAAAAUUACGAAGACUAUUGUACAACUAAUCCAAGCGAUUGCAUUCAAUGCAAAUCAAGUGGAUGUAACAUAGCUGUUAGCAAGAAUGAUUACAUUGAUUGUAUUUUUUGUGACGCACAAACUAAUCCGGAUUGUACUUUUGACGUUCAAAAUGUCAAAAAUGUUCGGAAAUGUCACAAGGCUUGCAUGACUGCUUUGUACCCUAGGACAACUGACGCUGAUCCCUCAUACAAUUUAGAACGAACCUGUCUGGAUGAUAAGGAUCUAGACGAUCGUGAAGUUUGCAAUGAUUUAGAUCCUCUCUGCCAUAGCUGUUCAAGUCCACUCUGUAACACACAGUUAAUUCCUGAGGAACGAAGAAAAUGUCAACACUGUUCAGGAGAAUCAUGCCAGAUUCCUGUUAGCAGGACCUGCCAAUCAUACACAGUCAAUGAACAGUGCUUUAUUAAGUUCGAUGAGACAGGCACAAUUUCAGAAAUGGGUUGCAAAAGUGACUACGACCCUAGUGACAUUCACGAAAUGUUAAUUUCAAAAAAGUUGUUUUUGUGUGAUGGAGAUGAUUGUAAUGCAAAUAUUCCCAGCACACAUACAUGUCGUUUGUGUAAUUCGAUUACUGACAAAUUUUGUGCAACAGAUCCACAAAAUAUUGCAACAUCAACAGCAUGCAAUCAGUUACCAAUUACCAGCUGUUAUACAAGAGUUUUGAAAAAUGGACAUACUGAACGUGGAUGUCUUUCAAGCUUAGAAGACGAUCAAUUUAUGAAAUGUUAUAAUAAUAACACAACUGAAUGCAGCAUUUGUGAUGAAAGUGUUUGUAAUGAUAAGGUUUUCCCACUGGAUCGAAUUUCUUGUCAUAUUUGCAAUUCCGCUGAAGAUAUUACAUGUGAGGAAAAUCCAAAACACAAUGACAUUUGCCACAAGUACUCAAAAGGUCAAACGUGCAUCACAACAUUAGACAAUGAAAUAACCCAUCGUGGUUGCAGUUCUGAACUGGAAUGCACAUCAAGUGACCCAACUAAAUGCCGUAAAUGCAACACUUCGGACUGUAAUGUAUUCAAUUUGAAGAGAUUAAGUGAUGCCAAACCGGGAGUAUGGCAAACUUUGCCACUCAACUGCUACACUUGCUCUGGAGAUGACUGUCAAACUAUACUCACUCGACCAAGUAUGUGCAUUGGAGAUGACAAUCAACACUGUAUGACAGUUUUUGACAAGGAUGGAAAAGUCACCCGUCGGGGAUGCAGCAUUGACGUGGAAUCAGAAUUUAGUACAUAUUGUGAUGCAAAUAGUAGUAACUGUUUUAAUUGCAAUUCGAAUGGAUGCAACAAUGCUUCCAGCCUAAAUGAAUACAUCAAUUGUAUUCACUGCGAUGGAAGGAAUAGCAAGGAUUGUGUUCAAGACUUGUCAGUUAUAUCGUCGACAGCCCGCCGUCGAUGUAACACAGCAUGCAUGGUCGCACUUCAGCCGAGAAGUGCUGAUGAACCUUCAAAAUUAGAACUGUUACGAUCAUGUCUCGAUGACAAGGACUUAGAUGACAGGGAUGCUUGUGGUAGUGAUGGAUCAAUGUGUAAAAGCUGCACAUCACAUAAUUGCAAUGAGGAUGAUGUUUUCGAUGAUCGCUUGGAGUGUUAUUCAUGUUUGAAUGAGGACUGUAAAAGUCCACAAGUGUCAAAGAAAUGUACCGUUUAUAUGGAAAAUGACAAUUGUUUUAUACUCUUCGAUCAAAACAGCGCUGUCAUCCAAACUGGUUGUACAAGUGAAUUUCAUGCUGACAAGCUCGAAGAAUCUCUCGAUAAAAUGAUCACAUGCAAGGGAAAAAAUUGUAAUGAUUUUUCCAAAAUUCCCGAGCCACAAACUUGCUACGAAUGUGAUUCGUCAGUCGAUAAAAAUUGUUCGUCAUCUCCCAAAGAUAUUGCUACUGUUAAUACUUGCAGCAGUUUGCCAAAUGUUCAGUGUUAUACAAAAAUUAGCUGGGGUACAACAACCACCAGAGGAUGUGUUUCUGAUUUAAUAAAGUCUCAACGACAAGCCUGCUUAAGUGGCAACGAUAAACUCUGUUCAACUUGUCUAGGAAAUAAAUGCAAUUCAGAGAUUUUCCCCGAAGACCGAUUGACCUGUCACAAAUGUAAUUCAAUAGACGAUCCUAAAUGUCAAGACAGCCCUGAUUCACCAACGGUAUGUCCAGUUUAUUCUGAAAGCGAAGUAUGCAGCUCAAAACUGGUUAAUGGUGUAACAUACAGAGGUUGCGGUGAUGAUUUCUUAUGCGAUGACUCUGACAAGCAGCAUUGCAAAAUGUGCAACUCCUCAAAUUGCAAUGUAGCCAAUCUCUACCAAAAUAAUAUUGGAUACCCAGGAAAUUGGCAAGAUUUGCCAAUUAAUUGUCAUACUUGUAUCGGACAGGAAUGCGAUGACAGCGCCACAACCAAACUACGCAAAUGUGAAAAUAAUAAUCUUCAAAAUUGUGUCACAGUCUUUAGUGUGGCCGGUAAAGUUGUGCAGCGUGGAUGUAGUGACAGUAUCUAUGAAGGACCUCAUGACCACCAUUGUGAUCUUUACUCUGACCUAUGCACGUAUUGUAAGUCCUCGGGUUGCAAUGAUGGCAGUAGUUUAGAUGAGUAUGUGAACUGUUUAUCUUGUGAUUCGGCAACAAAUCCAAAUUGCUCUACGAAUUUGGGUGAUAUUUCGAAAACAAGGAAAUGCAGAGGCAAGUGCAUGACAUCCUUGUAUCCGAGAUCUGAUGAAACCAAUCCAGCAUUGGAGUUGUCACGUUCUUGUUUAAAUGAUAAGGAUCUCGAUGAUCGCGCUAAAUGUGAGAGUGGGAAUGAUAAAUACUGCAAAGUCUGUCAAGGUGACAAAUGCAAUGUUGACAAACUGCCAGAAAAACGUCUUUCAUGUUCCCGUUGUAUUGGUGAUUGUGAAGAUCCAAAAGAGGCUUUUUGUCCGGCCUAUAGAGAAAAUGAUCAAUGCUAUAUUUUGUUUGACAAUACCAAUGACGUUAUUCAAAUGGGUUGCAAGAGUGAUUUUGAUAAUUCAACAUUGAAUUUACUUCGCAAGAAAAUGCUCUUCUGUGACGGUGAUAAUUGCAACACUUUUGACAUUCUUCCAACACCGCACAAAUGCUUACAAUGCAAUUCAACAGAAGAUCCUCUGUGUGCAACAAGUCCUGAUAUGUUGACCAAUAUAAACAGUUGCAAUAGUUUGCCGUAUACUUCAUGCUACACAAUGAUUCACAAUGAUGGUAGCACUGCUCGCGGAUGCAUAGCGGACUUAGAAAUGAAUACAAUUGACAAAUGUCUUGCCAACGGUAAAGAUAUCAAGUGUAAUGCUUGCGAUGUAGAAACAUGCAACAAUCAGAUUUAUCCAGAAGACCGUCAAAUUUGUUUCCGCUGUUCAUCAGAAAACGAUGAAAACUGUCAAUCCAACCCCAUCGAUUUUAGUGCCUGUCCUAUUUACCAAGAAAUCGAUCAUUGUGGUGUUGCCAUAACUGGUGAAACAACAAUUCGUGGUUGUAGCUUAGAGUUGAAUUGCAAUGGCGAAGAUCGUGAAACUUGUCGUCUCUGCACGGAAAACAACUGUAAUACGGUCGAUCUACUGUCAAAUUAUAUUGGCAAACCAGGCAUGUGGCAAGAUCUGCCACUUAAUUGCUACACAUGUGAAGGAUCUGCCUGUCAGAAUUCAAAUGGAAUUCCAAAAAUGUGUGAAAAUAAUAACUUGCAAAAGUGUGAGACCGUAUUUGACAGCACGGAAGUAGUUUUGCGUCGUGGUUGUAGCGACGAUGUUGCAAAAACACACGGUGAUUAUUGUGACACAAAUAGUGGCUAUUGUCAACAAUGUAAAUCAUCAGGUUGUAACAAUGUUACAAGACUCAGUGAUUAUGUGAAUUGUGCUUUCUGUGAUUCGUCAACCAAUCCAAACUGUGUUCUCAAUCCAACUAUUGAAGGUAUAAAGACCCGUAAGUGCAACCAGCAAUGUAUGGCAGCUCUAUUCCCAAGGUCCUCGGAGGAGGAUCCCUCAUACGAAUUGACGCGUACGUGUCUUGAUGACAAGGACUUGGACGAUAGGCAAACUUGUCUCGAUGGCAACGACCCCUUCUGUAAGACAUGCAGUGGCUCGAAUUGCAACGACUUUGAAUUCCCACUCGAGCGACACGAGUGUUUGUCAUGCCGUGGUGAAGAAUGUGAAGAUGCUCAGAAAAAAACAUGCGUGACGUAUCAUCCAAAUGAUCAAUGUUACAUUUUGUUUGACAAUUCAAGUACAGUUAUUGCAAUGGGAUGUCGUAGUGAAUACGAGCAUGCUGCUGUCACAGAUCUAAUCAAGUCUAAGCAACUUCUUUUAUGUGAUGGCAAAAAUUGUAAUACUUAUGAGAGCAUUCCGUCGAAACAAUCCUGCGUAGUUUGCAAUUCUGAAACUGACCCACAAUGCGCUACAAAUCCUAAUUUAAUUGUUGACGCGGAUACUUGCUCAGAGCUUCCAUAUACAGGAUGCUUUACUCUUAUUAAUGAAAAUGGUGAUACCGUACGCGGCUGUCAAUCGGCCCUUGCGAGCACUGCGUUUUACGAAUGUCAUACUCAAUCAAACUCAUUAUGCAGUACUUGCGUUGGAAACAAAUGCAAUAAGGAAAUAUAUCCAGCUAAUCGAACAACAUGUCACCGUUGCAAUUCACUGGAUGACACCGAGAACUGUGCAACUACGCCACUCAGCAACCAAGUCUGCCCCAAAUUUAUCGAAAAUCAAUCUUGCGUGACAAACUACGCAAAUGGCAUAACAUACCGUGGCUGUUCAUCAGAACUGUCAUGUGAUGCGUCAGAUAAAAAAACAUGUCGCAUCUGUUCAACUUCGGCUUGUAAUACUGUCAACUUAGAACAUGUUGCAAAGGAUGGCGAACCAGGCAAAUGGCAAGAUCUACCAAUAAAAUGUCAAACAUGCAAGGACGCCACAUGCAAGCAGACUCCAGUUCCCGUGGAAAGUUGCUCAAAUAAUAACCUUCAAAACUGCAUGACAGUAUUCAAUACUCAAGGCGAAGUUAUCCAAAAAGGUUGUAGUGAUUCGGUUAACCAAGUUCACGAAACCUAUUGUGAAGAGAAUUUUGACAGAUGCUUCCGCUGUAACUCGAAUGAAUGCAACAAAGCCACCACAACAGAUGAUUAUGUCAAAUGUUUGUCGUGUGACACUAGCACUAAUGCCUCGUGUGUGACGGACCCAGAAUCGUGGAAGAUUACCAGAACAUGUUUCAAGGGAUGUAUGACUGCACUUUAUCCUAAAUCAAUAGAAGACGAUCCAGCUUAUGCAACCACAAGGUCAUGUUUGGAUGACAAAGAACCAGCCGAUCAGCAAACAUGCACAAAUGGAUCGGAUGAACUAUGCAAAUCGUGCGUGGGUAAAGAGUGCAAUAAAGACAUCAUUCCGAAUGACCGUCGAAGCUGUUAUCAUUGUUCUGGGGAAGAUUGCACACUGCCAGAAAAGAAACUCUGUACUGAUUAUAGAAAGAACGAUCAAUGUUCGUUGUUGAUUGACGACCAGAAUAACAUCAUUGAAGCUGGUUGCAAGAGCGAUUUCACUAUCGAUCAAGCCAUAACUCUGAUUAAGUCUAAACGGCUAUUACUCUGCGAUGGAAAUGAUUGCAACACGUAUGAUUCAAUACCAGAAAGUCAAUCUUGCAGCUUAUGUAAUUCUAAAACUGACACACGCUGUGCCUCCGAACCAAAUUCUGUCUCUAGCUCUACUCAGUGCAGUCGACUGCCCUACACCCAGUGCUAUAGUCGAGUUUUGAAUGAUGGCGCAACUGAACGUGGAUGUUUAUCCAGCUUGGAGGAAAAUGAAUUCUACGACUGUCUUAUCGGAAAUUCAACAACAUGUAAAUCCUGUGUGGGUGACAAAUGCAACAAGGAAAUCUACCCUCCUGAACGUAGGGCUUGCCAUAUUUGCGAUUCUGAUUCGGAUCCCAAGUGUCACGAGGAACCUAAUAGCCUUGGAAUAUGCCCGAAAUAUGUUGAAAAUGACUCCUGUGUUACUUCGUUCGUUGCUGGAACAACUCACCGUGGCUGUAAAUCAGAUAUUCAAUGUGAUGAAUCUGACCGGAAAAAGUGCAAGAUCUGUUCCGCCGCAGAUGGUUGUAAUACUGUUAAUUUAGAACGCAGGCAAGACGAUAACUAUGGCAAAUGGCAAGAUCUCCCACUUGAGUGCUAUGAAUGCAAGGGAAAUGAAUGCAAUGGACAACUUGGUCAAGCCAAGAAAUGUCAGAAUAACAACGAACAGGAUUGUUCGAUGGUCUAUGAUAGUGCAGGAAACGUCAUCCGUCGUGGAUGUAGUGACGACAUUGAUGAGGAAUAUGAGGAAUACUGUGAUGCGAAUCCCAGACUUUGCUUGAAUUGCAAGUCCAAUAGCUGUAAUGGUGUUAUAGGUCUCAGUGAACUCAACGAAUGUGUUUAUUGUGAUUCAAGCAAAAAUAAGUCUUGUGUAACCAACCCCAAAUCUGUUCUUAAGACCCGGCUAUGUAAUCGUAGUUGCAUGACAACAUUAUAUCCCUCAGAUUCAAGCUCAAAUCCAGCUUAUGAACUAAUUAGAACGUGUUUGAGCGAUAAGGAAAUAGAAGACCAACAGAAUUGUAAUGGACCCCAUUGCAAAACUUGUCAAAGUGGCCGUUGCAACAUUGAUGACAUUCCCACAGAUCGUCUGCGCUGUCACUCUUGUCUUAGCGACAACUGCGAAAGUUCUGUAUCCGAAUUGUGUCCUUUGUACAAAGAGGGUGAUCAAUGUUUCGUUAGGUUUGACAGUUCCAAUAGUAUUGCCGAAAUGGGUUGCUUGAGUGCAUUUAGAAAUCAAAACCUCACUGAUAUUUUGAAGACAAAACGCGUUUAUAUUUGUGAUGGAAGUGAUUGUAAUUCCCCAGACAAAUUACCACAAACACAAAAAUGUGUAGUAUGUGACUCAUCGGAUGAUGUUAAUUGUGCAAUAAAUGCUCAUCAAAUCGGAACUGUUAGCUUGUGUAAUUCCCUGCCGUAUCCCAACUGUUUUACGAAAAUAGCUUCUGAUGGCACAACUCACCGAGGCUGUUUAGCUGAUCUUUCUUCAGAUGAAUUUGUCAGUUGUAUUCUUUCAGGAGGUGACAAAUGCUCUCAUUGCCUUGGCGAUGGAUGCAACAAAAAGAUUUUCCCUGAAUCCCGACUUCAAUGUUACUCUUGCAGUUCAGAAACCGAUCCUGAUUGUGAGGAUAUUCCAACAAAAUUGUCAAGCUGUCCUUAUGUAAGAGACAGUGAGAAGUGUGUAACUGCAUUGGGAGGUAAUCGAACAGAACGUGGUUGUACUUCUCAAUUGCUCUGUGAUACCACAGACAAGAGCACUUGCCGACACUGCUCCUCAAGCGGUUGUAAUACACUUAACUUGAUAGACCGCAAGGAAGACAAAAAUCAUGGAAUGUGGCAAAACCUUCCUCUUAAAUGCCAUAAUUGCACCGGUUUCGGGUGCUCAAACUCACUGGGGCCAGCUGUUGCUUGUUUAGAUGGCGAACAACAAGAUUGUAUGACUGUUUUCAAUGAAAGAGGAAAAGUGGUGCGUCGAGGAUGUGCGUUCGAAGUCGAGGACGAAAAAGAUCUCUAUUGUCGCAAGAACCCAAACAAUUGUAUUAGUUGCAAGUCAAACGAAUGCAAUGACGCUUUUGACCUAAAUGACUUUGAAACUUGUGCUUAUUGUAAUUCUGAGACGGAUGCCUCUUGUGUGACCCGACCGGAACGUGGCAGCUUUGAUGCAAGAAAAUGUCAAAAUGGUUGUAUGGCAGCAUCGUUCAUUGCUGCAAAUGGAACAACUCAAGUUAUACGAACAUGUCUAGACGAUAAAGAAAUUCAAGAUCGACAUAAAUGCUCUGGCGAAUUCGAGGCCAAUAGUGACUGCUCAAGCUGCAGCGGUGACAAUUGUAACUUAUUUAAGUAUCCCAAAGAUCGUUUGACUUGUAAUGUUUGCGAGGGAUCCAAUUGUGCCGACAAAAAUGAAGAAUAUUGUGCAGCCUACAUCAAAAAUGACAAAUGCUAUGCAAAAUACGAAAACAACGAAGUAGAACUUUCGGGAUGUUCGAGUGACAUUGACGAGUUGGCUCUACAAGAAUGGAGAGAAAAGAACCAACUUUAUGAAUGUUCGUCGGAUAAUUGUAACGUUAAGGACGGACUUCCGGUUUCUAAAAGUUGCGUUGCUUGUGAUUCAAGCAAGGACGUAGAAUGUGCAACUCAUCCAUCAAUUAUCAACAGCACAGAAAUCUGCAACGCACCCAUUACUGAAUGUAUGAUGAGAAUCACAUCAAACACAGUAACACAACGUGGUUGUUUGAAUAGACUGGCCUACAAUGAGCAGGCUGUGUGCGGCGCUAGUGGUUCGGAAUUAUGUGAAACAUGUGACGGCAACAAGUGUAAUACCAAGAUAUAUCCAAGUGGCAGACGAUCUUGCUAUAUUUGUCAAUCUGACAAGCAUGACAACUGCGUUAAGGACCCAACAAUGAUUUCAAUAUGUCCCAACUAUUCACAAAACAAUCAAUGUGUUACGAAAUUUGAUGGAAAAAUCACAGAACGUGGCUGUACAACAGAACUGACAUGUGAUGUCAACGAUGACGAACAUUGUCGAAUUUGUAAUAUCGACGGUUGUAACACACACCAAUUGGACGGAGUUGGAACUAUAUUUGCUAAUAAUAUUUUGCUGACAUUAUUGGUGGCAAUUGUUGGAUUGAGAGGUGUGACAAGCCAUUGUUUAUAAAGGCGAAUAUACUAAUAUUUACCUAAGCUGUACAGAAUUCGAGAUAACACAGUUUUGCUGUUU
Molecule: messenger RNA, 10506 nt
Organism: Eupeodes corollae
Lineage: Eukaryota; Metazoa; Arthropoda; Insecta; Diptera; Syrphidae
Exons: 15
Coding region: 397-10443 (3348 amino acids)
Source: RefSeq, a predicted model, not a curated record